UGCAGUACACUGUGACCGUGCUCGUGAGCAGAAGACAGCCAACGGAUCCGUUACAGUGACAGCGAUAAUUAAACAUAGGGUAAUCCAUACCGCGGUUUAUUUCUGUGAGGUUAUGGGCAGGGUUUCGCUCUGACUGUGUCCUGGCUGUGCUACUCGUCAUUUAGAACACGGAAAUAAUGAUGAAGAAGGAUAUUAAUUUAAACAUGGCUGAAGAGUCGGACCUCAAACCGCAUCUCCGUGACGCCGAGGGCAUCCUCAGCUCCCCUGAACUGGGACUACUCAAACUGGCCUCCCCGGAGCUGGAGAGACUAAUCAUCCAGUCCAACGGAAUGGUCACCACGACACCCACCAGCUCUCAGUUCCUCUACCCAAAGACGGUGACGGACGAGCAGGAGUUCGCCGAGGGCUUCGUGAAGGCGCUGGAGGACCUUCACAAGCAGAACCAGCUGAGCGGAGCCGGACAGACAAACGGAAGCCUGGAUCUGGGGGCUAACAUCGCGCCGAGCUCUGUACAGCCGGAUCUACCGGUUUAUACGAACUUGAACAGUUACGGCAGUGGGCCUCUGGAAACCACCGUCAACUACUCCACAGAUACAGUUCCCUUCCCUCCACCUCCUCCUCCUCCAACAUCGCAUCAUCUGGGGGCAGCCCCGCCGCAGCCAGAUAUCUCUCGGGUCCAGCCGCCGAAGGAGGAGCCUCAGACGGUCCCUGACGUUCAGAGUUUCGGGGAAAGCCCGCCGCUGUCUCCCAUCGAUAUUGACUCACAGGAGCGCAUGAAAGCCGAGAGGAAGCGGCUAAGGAACCGGAUUGCAGCCUCCAAGUGUCGGAUGCGCAAACUGGAGCGAAUCUCCAGGCUGGAGGACAAGGUCAAAACGCUGAAAAGCCAAAACACCGAUCUGGCCUCGACUGCGAGCCAGCUCAGGGAGCAAGUGGCUCAACUGAAGGAGAAAGUCCUGACCCACGUCAACAGCGGCUGCCAGCUGCUGCCACACGAAGUUCAAGUGCACUGAGAGAAUCAGAAAUUAUGAACUGACCAGCGUAUAAGCUUCGUGGACUUCUGUUUAUGUGGUUUUUAUGUAGCUUAAGUUAGCCCAGAUGUGUGCCGUCCACAGUGGGAUGAAUGACACGUAGACCAAAUCCUUUACCAACAAUUGACUCUUGGAAGAGAUGUGAGCAUCCGCAAAAUACAGCCAUACCUGGUAGAAUAAGAUCGAAUAGAUGAGAGGAUUAAACUCCCCUUCUAAAAUCGGCGAAGAAAUGAAUUGGAUUUGUGACAUUUAAUAUGUAAAAAAGUAUUUGUAAAGUAAUUGUCAGCAUCCAUAUUGCUUCACAGUCGCCCCACCCGUCUGUGGGAACAAUCAAUAUAUAUCAUCCAAUUUUAACCCGGUUAGCUGAUUGAUUUAAUGCCGAAAUUAAGAUUAACUGGUUCUGAUGUGUAUCAUGUUGGAAAUCCCAUUCUACCACGUAUGUGCUGAUGUGUGAACAAAAAAGUGUUAUUUGGAUGUUCUUUAAAUGUGAUCUGGCUCUCAGUUAUCCUUGAGGUGAGAUAGGGAAGUACCUUUUGGGGCUUAUAUGCUUAACAUAUCUAGAUUUUUUUUCUUGUAAAAAUGUUUACAGACUGGCUGUGUCUAUUUACAGUCUCAUGGACCAAACGAAUUUACAUUUCUACACAAAUAUGCACAUUUAUGACACAGAUAUCCUCGCAAUAUGAGGAUUUGUGCUGUACAAACAAUGCCACCCACAUUUGAUAUGUAAGAAAUCUCUAAACAAGUAUUUACAAUAGGGAUCAAUUUGCAUGUUGUUGACAUACUCGAAUGUUGCCCACUGCUGGGUGUCAAAGGGUGCAUUUAAUCAGUGUUUAUUAUUUAAAAAUAUUUACUAAACACAUAUAUUUAUGUAUUUUUUACUCUACUGUGUCCCUAUGUCAGUGAGUUCUUGUUUUUCGUGAGAAGAGUCGUAACCUUUCGUUGCACUGACUGUUGCUGUCUCCUCUGGCCUACAGUUGUUUGGCUGUACGCUGCUGUGUUCUGAAUUUAAUGCUGCUCGGCAAUAAACACUGU
Messenger RNA from Cheilinus undulatus (humphead wrasse), 2060 nucleotides. Its product is annotated as transcription factor jun-D-like. The transcript has a single exon. The record is from RefSeq and is a predicted model, not a curated record. Gene Ontology annotation, biological process: regulation of cell cycle; regulation of transcription by RNA polymerase II; regulation of cell population proliferation. NCBI's taxonomy places the organism in Eukaryota, Metazoa, Chordata, Actinopteri, Labriformes, Labridae. Gene Ontology annotation, cellular component: transcription regulator complex. Gene Ontology annotation, molecular function: DNA-binding transcription factor activity, RNA polymerase II-specific; RNA polymerase II cis-regulatory region sequence-specific DNA binding; transcription factor binding. The coding region runs from base 177 to 1010 and encodes 277 amino acids.